Messenger RNA from Cydia pomonella (codling moth), 5707 nucleotides. It is a transcript of the gene rin, whose product is annotated as ras GTPase-activating protein-binding protein 1. Lineage: Eukaryota; Metazoa; Arthropoda; Insecta; Lepidoptera; Tortricidae. The record is from RefSeq and is a predicted model, not a curated record. The transcript is spliced from 10 exons. Gene Ontology annotation, molecular function: mRNA binding. Bases 170 to 1525 code for a protein of 451 amino acids. Gene Ontology annotation, cellular component: cytosol; ribonucleoprotein complex.
UAAAUUGACACCGAACGGUGAGGUAGGCUCUUUUUCUGUUUUCAGUCCUUAUUUAUCGUGAAAAUUACUCGAAUUUCGUGAUAUUCCGCCGCAGUGCACACCAGUUUAAUGCCUAAAAUUUGCUGAGGCUUACAGCAGAGGGCAGUGUCGGGUCUCGUGAACAAGAGCGAUGGUAAUGGAGGCGUCCCCGUCCCCCUCCCCGCAGAGCGUCGGCCGCGAGUUCGUCCGCCAGUACUACACGCUGCUGAACAAGGCGCCCACACACCUCCACAGGUUCUAUAACAACUACUCGUCGUUCGUGCACGGCGGGCUGGACGCGCCGCACCGGGAGACCCUCCCCGUGGUCGGCCAGAAGCAGAUCCACAACCGCAUCCAGCAGCUCAACUUCCGCGACUGCCAUGCCAAGAUCAGCCAGGUGGACUCGCAGGCGACGCUCGGCAACGGCGUGGUGGUGCAGGUGACGGGCGAGUUAUCCAACGGCGGCGCCCCCAUGCGGCGCUUCACGCAGACCUUCGUGCUGGCGGCCCAGUCGCCCAAGAAGUACUACGUGCACAACGACAUCUUCCGCUACCAGGACCUGGUGCCCGAGGACGAGGAGCCCGGCUCGCCCGCGGAGCCGGCGGGCUACUUCCCGCCGCCGCCCUUCCCGCCCGCCUUCCCCGCGCCGCCCGCCCUCGACGAGCCCACGCUCAACGGCCACCAGCCCGAGCGUCUCCACGCGGCGGCCCCCGCAGCCCCCCUGGCGCCGGCCGAGCCGGAGCCCGAGCCGGCGGCGGUGCUGGCGGCGGCGCCCGCGCCCGCGCCCGCGCCCGCUCCCGCUCCCGCGCCCGCUGCCGCGCCCGAGCCCGCGCCGGAGCCCGAGCCGCCGCGCGAGCCCACGCCGCCGCCCGUGCAGCAGCCCCAGCCCGUGGUCCCGCCGGAGCCGAAGACGUACGCCAACCUGCUGAAGUCGUCCGCGCCGGUGUCGGCGGCGCCCGCGCCCGCCCCCGCCUCCGCCCCCGCCCCCGCGCCCGCCGCCGCGCCCGCCCCGCAGGAGCCGCGCCCGCGCGUGCCCCGCCCGCCCAGAGACUCGCAGCCCAAUGAAGGCAGCCGCAACGAGCGCGGGGCGCGCGACGAGCGGGGUGAGCGGGGUGAGCGAGGAGAGCGAGGAGAGCGAGGAGAGGCGCGGCGCUACUCGGACUCGCAGCAGCUGUUCCUGGGCAACGUGCCGCCGUCGGCCACGGAGGAGGAGCUGCGCGCGCUGUUCUCGCGCUUCGGGCCCGUGGCCGAGCUGCGCGUGCUGGGCCGCGCGCCGCACCCGCACUACGGCUUCCUCACGUACGAGAGCGCCAAACACGCGCAGGAUUGUCUCAGCGCGCAGCCGCUGUACUUCCCGGCGGACAGCCCGGACGGCGUGAAGCUGAACGUGGAGGAGAAGAAGGCGCGCGGCUCGGCGCCCCGGGACGGCCGCGACCCCCCGCGCCGCCGCCCCACCUCCUCCCACCGCGCCUUCCCCGCCCCGCCCCGCCAGCCCUACCGCCGCUAACGACGCACCUCGGCGCUCCCCAUGCGACCGGCCCCGCGCCUGUCCCAGAUCACUUCACACGACGCAGACGGGCCCUGAGAACCGUGCUUCAACACUUGCCUGACUUUGAUUAACUAUAUCAUACUUAUUGAUUGUUAUGUAAAAACUAAGAGAAACCCGUGCCACCUAGUUUGACAGCAGAAACAGAUGGUGCUGUGCGCCACGUUUUGUGGUCCCUGAAAUGUCACUUUUGACGACCAAAGUGCGAACCCUUUAUAGCGCCAUCUCGGUGGGAGUCCAUCGUUUUUUCUAGUUAAUAAUUUAUUAUUUAUUUUAUUGAUAUUCUCUAGCUGACUUUGACAAGGGCCCUAGUGGCCAUUUCUCUAAUAUAAUAAUAUAUCACCAUAUACAUCUGCUGUCAAAUUCGAAGUACGAAUUUAUCUUAGACAUGUAUUCAAUCGAUAGAUCUUUGAUUUCAUUGACUAAUGGGGAGGACCUUAGUUAAUAUAAUCAAACUGGUUGUUACGUAACGUUAUAUAACAUUGCGUGACAGUAGUGUAAUACUAUCAUGUUGUACAGUCGAGGUAUUAAAUAUAGAUACAGACAAAGUGACAAAAUAUGUACACCCUACCUUAAUAUAUAGGCAGUAAGGUCGUGUAUACAUAUUUUAGGCACUUCGUCCGUAUUUAUAUUUAAUACCUUGACUGUACAGCCUGUCACACGAUGUGAGAUAGUAAAUUGUUUCAAAAUUAAGCCACCUAUUAUAAAACCACUGAGAAAUACCUCUCGAACCGUCUAAGUUAAAUCGGAAGGCAUUACCCGAACUGUUCUCAAACACUAUGCAGUUUUCGGAAAGUAGACGUUAUGUCAGUCGCGUACGGUUCAUAUUUGAGAGCCUCAAUGUACUUAGUGUUUAGUUAAUUCGCUGUAAAUUCAAGUCUAAUUAAUAUUACCAUGUAUAUUUCCACUUCAAACUAAUUAGCAAUAAUAGUAAUAAGUUACGUGUGAAGAAAAAUACGUCUUUUUAAAAUACAAUGAUUUUUGAGGAUCUUAAUUUCUCCUUUAAUAAACUGGAAAUACAUAUGGUGGUUUAAAAUGAACUAUAUACAUUAUGAUAAAACUGUGCUUGUAAUAUGAGAGUAGGCGGGUCCACACAGAGCGAGCAUAUGCGCGAGGCAAUUUUCUCGCGCACAAAACGGCCAGUGUGGACGUGCCUCGGCCGAGGCGGCGCGCGCGUUUGCCUCGCGCGUAUGCUCGCUCCGUGUGGACCAGCCUAGUCAACAAUAAUAUCUUGCGCGUGUGUAAACCCACUAUAAAUAUAAAGAGUAACAACGCAAUAUAACGGAGCACAAAGCUCCUAUAUGUAUUAUUAACUCAGACGGUUAGUGAGUUGCUAUGGUUUAAUAUGUGUUUGUGAGAUUGAUUGUUAGUAUAAUCGGUCUGUAAAAAAUAAUACUUAAACUAGGUUUUCUUCCAAGUUGAUGCGCUCUAUAUCACCAACCAUCUGAGUUAAAUGCUGUAGCAUUAUAUGUACAUUUAUGUCGUUAUAAUAUGAACCAUUUGAACGCCAAGACCGAUUAAAGGCGUUGUAAGUGCCUGUGGCGCCGAGAACGCUUCAAGGCGGUCAGAGUAUUAACGUCUCCAGUACGGUGUAUAUAUAUAUUUGCUAGCUUAUGCCAGAGACAUUGGCGUGUGCAAAACGUUCUUGGGUUAGGGUAGGCGUUCAACAGGAUGAAAAGUCUGUGAACGCAAUUCAAUUUCUCUCAGUCAAAUUCAAUUGCACGUUUUAGUUUAUAGAAUUAGAAUUGACAGUUGUCGUGACAGGUGAGCGGCGCCCGCGCGGGCAACAUUAACACGCUUCGCAUAUCGCUUCUCUUAUUAUUUUCUUUAAGUAGUUAGAUAGUAAAUUAAUAAUAAUUUCGGGCUCGCCCGCGUUAACUUUAAUCACCGGAUUUGUCGUAAAAUGCAUAUUUAUGCUCGAUUUGAUAGAGGCACUCGCUCGGCUCGGCCCCUAAGGUUCCUCGGACUACGAGACAUUUCAAACGAAGUUCACUGCGGGACAGUUCUUCAAGGAUACCCACGACGACAUUUUAUUAGCUACAUAGUUAAUCUAGCUUGUGUAUUCUACAAUGUGCUUAAUUUACGAAAACCCACCUCAAUUUUAUGAGCUAUUUUAUUUUCUGCAUUUUAGUCUAAAACUGUAAAUAUUCACUUAAUCUCUCAAAACGUCGUAUGAUGAACAGUAUCUAGGAAAAGUAUUGUAUUUCAGUUCAGUACCCCUAGUGUACAUUUAUUCGAUAGCGAGACGUGACGUACACCUGGUGGGCGCUCGUGAACUUUGUUCAGAUGCCGGACAACCCGUUGGGCGGGUUGUUUUGUACGCAGCUAUAGACCACCGGUUUCUGGGGUAGUGCACCGUUUUUUGUCUGGCAGUGAAUGUGUUAAGUCUCAUUUUGUAUGGGAUUUUGAGUUCCCAAAACGUUCCGCUUGGCGCGCUGUUUCUAAAUCCUAUACAAAAUGAGACUUAAUGGAAACGCGUACGUCACGUUACGAUAUGGAAUAAAUUUACACUAGGGGUACAGUUCAGUGUAAUGUGUAAAUGGCGUAUUCGCUAGAUCUGAACGCGCCUUAAAAAGUUAAAUACAUUUUCGAAGAUUGUAAGAUGUUAGUUUCAAGCUGUAUGAAUAUAAGUAGUUUCGUCGGCACAGGGGCAAGGCCGGGCAGCGCAGCGUGUGUCACGGAGAAGUCUGUAUUCUUUGCGCGUCCACUCGGCCGAAUCUAGAGCGAAGCGAGGGCUCCUAACAGACUAGACUGCCUAGAUCCGGCCCUGUGACGAUUUACCAAUGUUCCACUUCCAUAAACGUGCUAAAUUAAAAAGAUUCUUAAAAACUGUAGUGUUUUUAAUUUAGCACGAGCAUAAUGUCGCGCUUAGUCGUUAUAAUGGGGUUAAAAACGCUCAACGUAGAGGGCGCUACGGUGUAACGGCUCCAACAAGAUUUCUCUUUAAAAAAAUAUAAUUUUGAAAUGUCAUGUUUAAUGCUAUCAAUCUGCAAGAGCAGAGGGCCCGGCCAACAUGCCAAUCGUUAGAGUGAUAGAGAAACAUGACCGUUUGGUUCGCUACGGCGCAAACGAUUGGCAUCUUGGCUAGGCCCCCAGGAGUGUUAACUCAUACAUCGAAAUCGAAUAUUUUCAUAUUUUUCAUUUGUGACAGAAAUGGAAUUUAAAAUUAGAAUUUUGAAAUUCACUAUAGGUUUCGCGGGACAGAUAAACUAUGACUACAAAUAUCAAACUCUUGAUGGAACUUCCCUGAAGCGCCCUCUAUGUUGAGAUAAUGUUCAACCACAACAGUUUUUAACCCCAUUGUCACGGCUCCUUCGGCGGUAGUUGCAUAAUUCCCAUAAAUAAUGUCCAGUAAUCGGGAAAAGUAGCCUUCACUAACUCGUUCGCGUUGUCUAUAAUAAUGGGGCUUAUAUAAAUGCGCCGUUUUCAACCAAAAGGGUACUUAUUGUUGGUUGUCAAUAAGGCGGUAUUUCAGUAAAGCUUCAAUUUUGUAUCAACCUUAGCGGCAACCGAAAAUGUGGUACCUUUUAGUUGAAAACGUCACAAAUAUUGUGUCCUAAUGUAAUAGUUCUCCUAUUUUCAUUGCUUAAAGUUUCUAAUAGUACAUUACGAUACAAGUGCAAAAAAUAGGAAAUUCGAAACGAGUGGCGAUAAAUUAAAACACGACCGAAGGGAGUGUUUUAAAUCGACACGAGUUGCGAAUUACCUAUUCGGACAUGUAUCGUACAACGUUUUACAGUACAUUUGGCCCUGUAAAUGUUCGACACAGUAACGUAAUAUGCUAAUUUUCGCACUAGUGCUAUAAAGUAGCACCAUAUGUACUGUAAAUGUAACUUAUUUUAAACGAAUGCAUGAAGUAUCAAUACUAAACAACCAAAUUCACUUUAAAUUAAAAACAUAUUAUAUAUCGUAAAAACAGACUUAAUUUCAAGAGGAAUUGGUUGGCACUUGCCUUGUGUUGGUACUUUAGGUAUCAUUUUUGAUACCUCAACCAUCCAAGAGUGAAAUUGGCCGAAAAUUGCAUUAGGACAGACAUAUCUGAAAUAGAUCACCCAUAAGAAGUAUAUUGACUGAUUGUUUCUACAAUUCACAAUUAUUUUCUAUGUGAUAUUCAAAGUAAUAAAGUUAUAUUUCGCGUCUUCA